Bipolaris zeicola 26-R-13 is the source of this 381-nucleotide messenger RNA. RefSeq lists its product as uncharacterized. The transcript is spliced from 3 exons. The record is from RefSeq and is a predicted model, not a curated record. NCBI's taxonomy places the organism in Eukaryota, Fungi, Ascomycota, Dothideomycetes, Pleosporales, Pleosporaceae. The annotation marks the transcript as partial. Gene Ontology annotation, biological process: proton motive force-driven ATP synthesis. Gene Ontology annotation, molecular function: proton transmembrane transporter activity.
UCUUUAAGUCAAGAAACAUUAUAUGCAACUAUACACAGUAUUGUUGUAAACCAAAUUAACAACAAAAAUGGGCAAGCUUACUUCCCAUUUAUGUACACAUUAUUUAUUUUUAUUUUAAUAAAUAACUUAAUAGGAAUGAUAUAUCCUUAUAGUUUUGCCUCAACAUCUCAUUUUAUAUUAACAUUCUCACUUAGUUUUACUGUUGUAUUAGGUGCAACAGUUUUAGGAUUCAAAGAACACGGAUUAAAAUUCUUUUCUUUAUUUGUUCCAGCUGGUUGUCCAUUAGGAUUAUUACCUUUACUUGUAUUAAUUGAAUUCAUCUCAUACUUAGCAAGGAAUGUGUCUUUAGGAUUAAGAUUAGCAGCCAACAUAAAAAGAUGA